AGUGUGAUAUAUAUAUAUAUAUAUAUAUUAUUGUUUUCUCGUUUGGUAUCGCAUCUACGGCUUUCGUGUCUGCGAACCCUCUACUUGUGGAACCGCUUUUCGUUCUUCUACUCAAGCUACUAAAUAUAUAUAUAUAUAUCUAUAUAUAUAGUAUCGUGUAUUUGUGGGAAAGGCGCAUCCGCUCCCACGACAGAAGAUUUUUCUGUUGCCUUUUACGAGGAGGCUCAGCGAACAGUAUCCACAAGCAAUUAAAGAACACACGAACAAGCAUUUCCGCGGUUUUCUUGUCUUUCCAUUUCUCUCUCCCCCUCUCUCUUACACACGCAAGAGCAGAACCUACCGAUUUGGAUCUCCCUUUUGUUUUUUUGUUUUGUUUUAACUUCCUCUCGUUAACCUCAUGCAGCGGAUAUCUUUCUCAAAGCUCUCCCUGGCCGGCGUCGCCGCUGCGGCGGGGUCAUCAGCCGUCUUCACUGCGACACGCGCAGCCUCGACCGGGUCAGUUGACAACGACGGCGGCGUUUCGUCGACGCGGCGCAACGCCUCGCACAGACGUGUGCACCUGCUGCCGUCUGAUUUCCCUUUCCGUCCUCCGGUGCUCCGUGCCACAACGAUGCCGUCUCCGGUCGCCAGUCUGCAGCACGCGCGUCGCUGGCAGUCCUCUGUCUCGCAGAAGGACUUUAGCCACAUCACGCACGACCUCGUGUGGGGCUUGUGGAACGAAGGCAACCUCUUCUCCCUCUCCGCGCCGGAGCUGAUCUUCUUCUUGCAGCAGCAGCAGCUGAACUCCUCGACGACAGGCGGAGCUGCCGGGGGGACGUGGUCGAUCGAUCCACAAGCCAAAAAGAGCACGCUGGUGCGGCAAGUGGAGGAGCUGCUGUCGGCGGAGCAGGCGAAUCUGACGGUGCCGCAGGAGACCGCGAAUGUCGUAAUGUCGGGCUACGACCGCGUCGAGGAGACAUUGGAUGAGGCAGACGAGUACGGGGACUGGGGCGCCGAGCCGGGCUUCGAGGAGCGGCGGCACAUCGACUACAUGGAGUUCAGCCCUCAGAUGAUGGGCGAGCGCUACGAGCCGCUGGUGCCACGCGCGUAUCAGCUGCUGCACUCGAACUUGUCGGCGGAUGUCGGGCUGAACCUCAUUAAUCCAUCGAAGCUUCCCGGGCAGAGCAAAAACACGCUGGCGUACUUGGUGUCCAAGGUGGACGUGGACAAGGCGAACGAGCAGCACUUCCGGCGGGGCUUGGAGUGGUGCAUGGCGAACCUGUGGAACACAAACAUGAACGGUGAGCUGAACAUCGGCGCCGGCCGCAUUCUCUUCUACCGCUCCAUUGCGAAGCAGAACCGUAACGCACUACCUCUGUGGGCUCUGCAGAAGCACGUGUAUGCGCAGCACCCCUACGUGUGGUUCGCCAUCGCGUCGUCCACGAACGCCGAGGCGAUGGAGAAGCUGGCGAACCAGCUCGGCAUGAAGCUGGUGCAGGACACUACCACGAGCUACAAGCUGUCCAUCCGCCGUGCUGGCGAGAUCCUGGAUGCGGAGCUGAACGCGCAGCUGCAGUGCACCAAGCUAAACCGCCCUUGGGACCGCUUCUUGGUGUCGCACUUUGUCCGCGCGCAGAUGCCGGACCUGCGCUUCUUGGUUCGCGCGCGGCACCCGAUUAAAAAGCGCAUCGCGGAUGCCUACUUGGAGGCCGACAUCUUACGCAGCACUCGCGACUCGGUGCAGUCGGUGCUGUCACCCGAGCUGGGCGACGUUAAUUACUGCUGCGAGCGCGUGAUACGGAAGUGGGCGAUGCGAACGCAGGUCGGUGUCACCCUGCAGCUGGUCGAGACCCGCCGCACCCCGUUGAUCAUCACGCGAGCCGGCGACGAAGGGGAGCGACUGGAGUAUGAGUGGAUUGUGGUGCUGCCGCAGAAGGCGGAGCGAGUGGAUAUCGCGGCGAUGUCCUCGGAGCUGUGGCGCUACGGUAGCCUGCUGGCGAAGGAGUUAGAGACAGGCAUGGAGGAAUUCCUCUCGCACACCAUGACUUCUGUUGCGGCCUUCUAA
Messenger RNA from Leptomonas pyrrhocoris, 2044 nucleotides. RefSeq names its product putative mitochondrial guide RNA associated protein, GAP1. Bases 398 to 2044 code for a protein of 548 amino acids. The transcript has a single exon. The record is from RefSeq and is a predicted model, not a curated record. Lineage: Eukaryota; Euglenozoa; Kinetoplastea; Trypanosomatida; Trypanosomatidae.